AUGUGCUGGUGGUGCUGCAUGCGCGUGCUGGAAAAGUGUCUGCCACGGAACGACAUUGUGCGGGAGCUCGCGCCCUAUCUGCAGCACGUGCAUCAAGACGAGACAGUGGACGACGAGACGCGACGCGGCAAUGGCGACGCGAGCGGGCCGUGGGUGCGGUCGCAGUCGCCCCAAGGCGUCGACAAGGACUCGGCCACGUCGAGCGACUCGCUGCGCCACGCAAACGGGACGUACCCGCUGCGCCACAGUCUUGACUGUGAACUGAGUCUCCAGCCCGAGCACCGAAGCAGCACGUGUCGUCCGUUUGUGACGAAAAAUGUCGAGCCAUUAGAGACCCAAGCAGCUAAUCGUACUUAUCAGGAGUACGCGGCCACUGCAACGGUCCAGAAACAGGCGAACAGUCGCGGCGCGCCGGACGGGGGAUUGCCGACAGUGGACGGCAUGCGGACCAUGCUCCUGCGCGGCAGUAUACAGCAUCCAAGUCAAGAGCGGACGAACUCGACGCUGCUCCGGACGGAAGCGGAGAGUAAUGGCGGCAGUAGCACGCAGAGCUUGGAAGCGUCAGGGUCGGAGUAUUGCGGCACGGGGUCGAACGGGACUGGAGCGAUUGGCAAGAAGCCGUUGGUGUCGAAGAUUAAGACGGAUCUGGGCGACUUGACGCCCGUGAGGUGGGAGAAGGUGGUGAUUGUGCAGGUGUCAGUGCAGGGAUUCCGGGAGAUGACGAGUCAGGCGAAAGACUUGAUGGAAGAUGCCAAGCUCUUGUACGAGCACACGGUGCUGUCUCGCCUGGCGUCGGAGUAUGGCGGACAGGAGAUUUUGAGCCACUCGCGGUCGGGGCUCUUUGUCAUUGCGUUUGCCUCGGAAUUCCAUGCUGCCAAGUGGUGCUUAUCGCUCCAGCUUAGUCUGGUGUACGCUGCGUGGAACGACAAGUUGCUGAAGCAAUUUGACGAUAUGAAGGAGGUGUCGGUCACGACCAAUGGGAAAACAAAGAAGAACAUGCUGCUGUACCGCGGCUUUCGUGUUCGAAUGGUCAUUCAUACGGCCGACCCCGAUAUUACUCCAGAGCUGUCGUUAUGUGAAGCUGUGAAGUGGACCAAGACUGUGAGUGAAUACGCCCACGGAGGUCAGAUCGUGCUGAGUGACAGUGUGUGGGAUCGGUUGAAGGAGCAGCUUGUCCAGCUGGGCAACCCUGUGGUAGAGGACUUGGGUGGCCACGCAGUUUUAGGGGACGAAGUGCUACUGAUGCUGCUUUUACCACGGGAUCUCGAGUUGAGGCGCUUUCCGACCAUGAAAAGUCCGCAUCAGCUGUCCCUGGGUAUGCGAGACGCUCCAUCGGCACACAAGCCAGUGACGAUGGUAUUUACGUUUAUCGAAGGUGCUCGACCACUGGUCCGUUGUCAUGCAGAAGAGCUUGCGGACCGCAUCAAGAUAUUGUGUAUGGUAGCGCGUGAGUUACUGCGACAACACAAUGGCUACGAGUGUCAGGAAUUACAGGGGGACUUUAUGCUCGCAUUUUUCACACCUGCGAGCGCCAUUUUGUGGUGCGGUGAGUUUCAGAUACGCAUUCGGCAAAAGUUUCGUGAGUGGGAUCUUGAGAACGAGAAUCAGGAGCUGCGGUUUUCGAUGUCGAUGGGAAUCGAAACUGGCGUGCCAGCGAGCGUUAGUCCACACAAAACCAGUGGUCGCGCGGACUAUUUUGGCAACAUUGUGAAUCAGACGGCGCGAAUUGCCAAAGCUGCUCACGGUGGCCAGGUCCUUAUUGGUGGUGAUGCUUGGACUGCGUUUUGCGACGCACAAGCGAUUUGUCGUAGCCAGCAGCUUCUUGCAAAGAAUGAAGUGUUGAAGGACGUGCCAGGGUCGACGAUUUUCCAGUUUAAGUUUCAUGGAUAUUACAGCUUUAAGGGAAUCUCGAAGCCGAUUGGGCUUGUGGAAGCUAUUCCUAUUGACGUGCAACAGCCAGUGUCAGGCUUUGAGCUUGUGGCUCUUGUGCGCGGUCACGUUCCGAAGGCAAAGAAGAUUGAUGAUGCGAUUCUUGCUUUCCAAGACAAGACAGUUGUGCCGGACGUUCCGGCGGAGAUGGUUCGGUUGAGUCAUGGUGGCGAGCAGCCCAAUAACUCUAUCCGUGAGACGGAGUUCGACUUUAAUCUGUCAUGGAAUGACAGCAUCUUCGUGUUUGAAGAUAUUGACGAAGAAGAUGGUGAUAUAGAAGGAGAAGGACAGGGGCGCAACGACCAAAUGGUUUGCGGCAGCGUCGCUCUCGCCAUGCGGAAUAGCACGUUGAACCACUCGCAGCUCAUGGCAGUGUUGAGGUCGUCGGGCACGGAUGGCUCCAUUACGCCGUCUCAGCGAGGUGUUGCUACCCCUUCUCGGACCGAAGACAUGAGUCGAGUAUAA
Messenger RNA from Peronospora matthiolae, 2394 nucleotides. Lineage: Eukaryota; Oomycota; Peronosporomycetes; Peronosporales; Peronosporaceae. The record is from the annotation of a GenBank genome assembly.